GGAUUAGAGGGAAUUGAAGUGCGUUUACAUGAAAUGAAGGUGCUUUGUGGAAAAAGUUCGAAAUGACCACAAAAUGGUUGGAGUAACGGCUUCUCCGAUUGAAUUGUUUUGAGCUACCGUGACCGCAUAUUAGCAAAAGCCUCAGCAGCUGCCUAUAAAAUCGAAAAUCUCUCUUUUCCCCCUCCUCCCAUUCCAAUUCUCUUUCUUUAUUAUCAUAAAAGUUAUUAUAUAUAGAUCAAUGGCAUGGAGAUAUGUCUGCUCAAUAUUUCUGAGGGUGGAAUCACGUUGUUCUUGCUUAGGAUAUUGCAAAAGCUAAAUGGAGCUGCCUAUAAUCAAAGUGGUAUCACCAUACUUCUUGGAAUAUUAAAUAUUGGUUACUGACAGCACCAUUACUUGUACAUUAUAUGAAAUUCUGGUCUCCUCAUACUGCUGGUGUCGUGAAAGAUAAUGUUCUUAAAAUUUCACGGAAUUCGGACUCUGUAGGAAAGUAGACGCUGAGAUUUUGAAGCAAAGCAAAGAAUGGGGAGAGCAAAAAUGAAACUGCAUAAGUUGGAUGGUAGCAACCGCAUAGGAGUAUACUCAAGGCGAAAGAAGGGACUCUUGAAGAAAGCUAAUGAGCUGUCAGUGUUGUGUGACAUUGACAUCUUUCUUGCGAUGUUUUCACCAAGCGGAAAGCCUAGUCUAUACAAGUCAGACAGCAGUACCUUCGAAGACAUGAUAACCAAGAUUGCCGAAGUAAAUCCAGAAGAAAGGGCAAAAAGGAAGAUGGAGUGUCUUGAAACAAUAAAGAAAGCUUGCAAGAAGUCUGAUCACGAUGUAAAUAUAGGAGAACAGCUUUUUCCUGGGGAUUUGACAACGGAGGACAUAAAUUUUCUCUCACAUUCAUUAAGAAUUCGACUUUCAGACAUUGAGGGUAGACUGAGGCUUUGGAAGAAUCUUGACAAGAUUGACAACAUUCAACAACUUAGAAAAUUGGAGGAUUCAAUUUCAAAAUCUCUUAAUGAAAUCACAAAACAUAAGUAUGGGAUGGGUUCAUUAUUCUUUUGUGCUGGAGAAGAUAUUCAGCCUUCUUCAGUCCAGCAUAGCAUGGAUUUACCUUUGAACUUUGAUUCUAGGAAAGAGCCCAAUCCGUGCUCAUCAAUCCAUGCUUGUGAUAGUGAAAAUAUGGACGCAUACAAGGAUCCGAGUUCAUUUGAUUCAUCUUUACUUAAUGAUACUGGGCAAGACUUCCAGGCUUCUUCACUUAUGCAGAAUGGGAUGAACGCCUGGCAAGAUCUCUAUCAAUGUUCAUCAAUCCACGGUGGUAAUAAUGAAAAUGUGGAUGUGUACGAAGACUUAAACUCAUUCCCUAUAGGGUAUUUGGAGGAACCAACCUUUUCUUUUGAGAGCUACACAAAUCUUGUUUGCAACAAAGAAAUUGAAGUGUCUAAGCCAGCAUCCGAAAAAUUUGUACCUGAUGAAAUGUUUCUGGAUUGUGGAUUAAAUCAGGAAGACAUUGAAACAGAGUUUGGAUUUACUUUUGAUGUGCCACAAGUAGAACUAAUGGAUGACCUGGGAAAUAUUUUUGACUGUAGCACUAACAACGGGUCCAGACUUCCUCAAUCUGAUUUUGCUAACAUCCAUGAUAGUUCAAAAUCAACAUCAGGAACUUCUGACAAUAUGAUGUUAGCCGACUCUCUAAACUUUCUGUAUGGGAUGGAUUCAUUAAGUUCAGAUGCUGGAGAAGAGUUUUCAACUUAUUCUUCGACCAAGCAUGGGAUAAAUUCACUUUCAACCCCACUCAAUGUAGGCUUAUCAGUCCAUGAUGGUGAUAGUGAAAAUAUGGAUGAAUACGGCGGCCUAAACGUAUUUCAUUCAUCUUCAAAAUUUGAUGGUGAGCAAGAAUUUCAGUCUUCAUUAUCUAUCCAGUAUGGGAUGAAUUCACCUGUACGUUUUGAUGCUGGGAAAGAAAGGCAUCAAUCAUCAUCAGUCCAAGGUGGUGAUAGUGAAAGUAGUAAUGGAUAUGAGGACCUAAAUUCGUUUGUACAAGGGUUUUUAGAGGAUCCCUCUUUAUCUUUCGAGAGCUAUGCAGAUCUUACUUGCAACCAUGAAAUUGAAAAAUUUAAGCCUGGAUGUGAAAAUUAUUCAGCCGAUAAAAUGUUUCUUGAUUGUCCAAUAAAUCAGGAAGAUCUUGAAAUAGCAUUUAGAUCUACUCUUGAUUUGCCACUGGUAGAGAAAAUGGAUGUCCAGGAAAGCACUUUUGACUGCCUCAACAAAGGUUUUGAACUUCCACAACUAUCGUCCAUCAUAGUGUAGAAUCGAAUUUGUGAAAAUAUGACUAUCUCAGCUUUCCUGUAAGUUUCACCUGUUUUAGUAUUUUAUUCCACUUGGAAACUCCUCUCUAAUAUUGUACACCUCCUUCCUAUUUCCUUACUCACAUGUU
This is a messenger RNA of Capsicum annuum, 2422 nucleotides long. RefSeq lists its product as uncharacterized. Lineage: Eukaryota; Viridiplantae; Streptophyta; Magnoliopsida; Solanales; Solanaceae. The record is from RefSeq and is a predicted model, not a curated record. Gene Ontology annotation, molecular function: protein dimerization activity; DNA-binding transcription factor activity, RNA polymerase II-specific; RNA polymerase II cis-regulatory region sequence-specific DNA binding. Gene Ontology annotation, biological process: positive regulation of transcription by RNA polymerase II. Bases 520 to 2295 code for a protein of 591 amino acids. The transcript has 15 exons.